AUGUGGAGAUUUCGGUAUGAGGUUGGCUUUGUCACUGUUAAGGAGCUGCUGCUAUGGAUGAUUGAUGAAGGGAAAUCACUGGAACUUCUAGCAUUUACGGCAUGGGGAGUUGCUGCAAUUGCACGGACCAGUCUGGUGCAAUACCGAACUGACCUGCAAGUUUCAGAGGCUCAAAUGGAGUGCAGCAGUAUGGGAGGAAAUAGAUGGACGGCACCUCCAUACGGUUUUGUUAAAAUUAACUUUGAUGGAGCAAACGCUGAAUCCUCAAGGAUGUCUGGUGUGGGAGUGGUGAUUCGAGAUUCGGAAGGUGCUGUUUUGGCAUCCUGUGCAAAGAAGCUAAGUCAAUCGUUCAAGGCAGAAGACAUGGAAGCUCUGGCUGCAUUGAAGGCUAUAUCCUUUGCACAUGAGCUGGGAUUCCAGAAUAUUGUCCUUGAAGGUGAUGCGUUGAACUUAAUUCAAGCGUUGAAGGCACAAGAACAAAACUUACUGCCGUGGGGUCUGCUGGUUGAAGAUGUGAAAGAGUAUGCAAAAAAAUUUAUAAGAGUAUUGUAUUCUCAUGUGAAGAGAAAUGGCAAUAGUGUAGCUCAUAAUCUGGCCAAAUAUGCUUUACGCAUACCAGAUUUUCAAGUUUGGAUGGAGGAUGUUCCAUCCCAUAUUGUUCAGUUUUUACAGUUGGAUGUAACUCAUUUACGUUAA
Messenger RNA from Quercus lobata, 696 nucleotides. RefSeq lists its product as uncharacterized. The coding region runs from base 1 to 696 and encodes 231 amino acids. The record is from RefSeq and is a predicted model, not a curated record. Gene Ontology annotation, molecular function: RNA-DNA hybrid ribonuclease activity; nucleic acid binding. The transcript is spliced from 2 exons. NCBI's taxonomy places the organism in Eukaryota, Viridiplantae, Streptophyta, Magnoliopsida, Fagales, Fagaceae.